Patella vulgata (common limpet) is the source of this 2816-nucleotide messenger RNA. Its product is annotated as folylpolyglutamate synthase, mitochondrial. Gene Ontology annotation, molecular function: tetrahydrofolylpolyglutamate synthase activity; ATP binding. Lineage: Eukaryota; Metazoa; Mollusca; Gastropoda; Patellidae. Gene Ontology annotation, cellular component: cytosol; cytoplasm; mitochondrion. The record is from RefSeq and is a predicted model, not a curated record. Gene Ontology annotation, biological process: tetrahydrofolylpolyglutamate biosynthetic process. The transcript is spliced from 13 exons. The coding region runs from base 41 to 1630 and encodes 529 amino acids.
AGAAAUAAAUAAGAAUAUCUAAUAUCAAGAGUAGUCCAUUAUGUUCCAGUCUGAUAUAGAUCAGAAAUAUGAUGAAGCUGUUAAAGUCCUUAACUCUCUACAACCUAGCCCAGAAGCUUUAAGGAAAAAACUUAAUGAUCCAACGAGAGACCUUUAUGAACCUUUAAAGCAUAUAAACGAAUAUAUGUUAAGAACGGAUAUUAAUCAUGAUGACUUGAACAAACUAGGUGUUAUACAUAUUACUGGAACUAAAGGAAAGGGAUCUACAUCGGCAUAUUGUGAAAGUAUUCUAAGGCACCAAGGUUAUAAAACUGGAUUUUUUAGCUCACCCCACCUAAUGGAGGUUAGAGAACGUUUUCGUAUAAAUGGUAAACCAAUGUCAAAAGAGAAAUUUUGUCAAAUAUUUUGGGUUAUUUAUAAUCAACUGGUUGCUACUAAGGCACAGUAUGAAUAUCGAAUGCCAAGAUUCUUCUGUUUUUGCACACUAUUAGCUUGCCAUUUAUUUAAACAAGAAAAUGUGGAUGUUUUUAUAAUGGAAGUUGGUAUUGGCGGUGAAUAUGAUGAAACCAAUCUAGUUCCCAAGCCGUACAUAUGUGCAGUUACCUCCCUUGAUAUAGAUCACGUAGAUGUAUUAGGUAAUACUAUCGAGUCUAUUACCUGGCAUAAAUCGGGCAUAUUUAAGAAAGGAAGUCGUGGUGUAACAUCAGAACAACCAGAAAAAGCAAUGGAAGUUAUGUUAUCUAGAUCUAAAGAUAGGCAGUGUCCUGUGUAUGUUGCGUUACCACUAGCAGAAGAAUAUGGGAAGAUAUUAAGUAUAAGGGGUGAAAAACAAAGAUUAAAUGCAGGCUUGGCUGUAGAGAUUUGUAGAUUGUGGAAUAUACGACACAAAACAGGCCAAUCUUGUUCAUCAGAAGAUAUAUCAUUAACUAACGAGAGUCUUCAUGGUGUGCCUAUAUUACAAUCUGCCCCACUGUCACAAGAAGAAAAAAAAGGUUUAUCUGAAUGUAAAUGGUAUGGUAGAAAUCAAAUAGUACAUAAACCUGGUAUUACAUAUUAUUUAGAUGGAGCUCAUACCAAAGACAGCAUGCGACAAUGUGCAACUUGGUUCAAGUCGGUGUCUAAAUCAGAAGAAAGUAAUAUUGAAGGAAAGGUUGUGAGAAUUUUGAUAUUAAAUGUGACUGGUGACAGAGAUGUUGCUUCUUUGGUUUCUUUUUUAAAGCCAUGUGAAUUUGACGCCGCUGCUUUUACUCCAAACAGAAAGUAUAAAGAUAUCUCCAAAAAUAGAGCUGAUGAGUUUGAACUGAGUAAUAAUGAUGAAAUGAAACAAAUACAAAGUAGGCGAUGUAAACAAAUAUGGGAUAAUACAGAAAAUGAUACCAUGAUUAAUAAUACAGAAAAUGACGUGAUGGUUGGUAAUACCAAGAUCUCCCACUAUUUUCCCUGUAUAACCGAUACCUUAGUAUGGGUUACCCAGGGAAGAGACGCUAAUAUUUCCAACAUUACUGAAGAAACUCUGCCAGACGUUCCUCCUAGCCUUAAAGAUGCUAACCAUCUACAGGUUCUAGUAACGGGAAGUUUGCAUUUAGUAGGAGGCGUUUUACUCCAGAUUUCUCCGGGAUUAAAUGAUUAAAUAUGCUAAGGCAUCUUCAUAAUAUCGAGAUAUUGUGAUCUAGGCCCGAUACCUUGACCGCGUUGUUUGCAGAUUUUUAUGGCUAUAUUAUCAAAAUUAAGAGUACUACACCAUAAACGUUUGAGAAAGUAGCCUUAGUUUCACACGGUCACAGGUAUCGAUUUAUGCGAGUGCUGUAUUGUGCGAUUAUUGAUUUUCGCAGGAUAUAAAUCGGCUAUUUUCAGAUAACUGUUGCAAUACAACUUAGUAGGCAAAGACAGUCAAUGUACUUGGUAUAACAUAGGCCAAUGUCGCAUAAUCUUGAUAUUGUGAAGAUGAGUUUUAGUUAGAUGGUAAAGAUUCAACAAUAACAAUAAUAUUUUAAAUUGCGCACCAUUUCUUUUGUACAAAACCCCCAUGCAUAAUAAUAUGAACGUGACCGCGGUUUUAUCUUAUUUAUGCUUCCCUUAUAUCGUUGUUUGUUUAGGCUCAUCUAUUAAAUUAUCUAAUGUAUGUUGUAUUCAACUGUGAAUGUUGCGUAUAUUUGUAUAUUUGGGUUCAUAUUUGGGUUCAUAUAAUGUGAAUGUCUGUAUUUUGUAGCGCGCUAUAAUCCAAUGCCUUACUCAACGUAAGCGUUUAUACACAACUAACCGGCCGUGGCGUACUGGCCGGGUGGGGUGGGGGCUUUCGUUGAGGCAAAUAUACCUUGGCGGCCGAAAACUCGGUCAAGUGAUGUCCGAGAUCAAAUAGUCCCGUACGCCCAUGCUUAAUGUUAUGCUUUUAAACGAGCUUCAAAUUGCUUCAAAGUAUGAAUGGACCGAAGUUCAUCUGGUAGAGAAUUCCUUUUAUCAGUCCAUCCAUAUUUGAAGUUCUUGGAAGGCGGGUGAAAUUGUUGUUAGUUUCUUGAUUAGAUCCUGGGAGAAAUGAGUCACACAAACUUUUGUAGUAUCUACACCCUUACCUAUACAUAUAUUGGUUUCAUCUGUUAAAUUGGUUUCAUCUGUUAAUUAUUUUUUCUUUAAAUUAAUAAUAUUGUUAUGUAUAAUGUUUAUAUUUUGUUGAACUAUUAAUGAAUUAUUUUGUUGAACUAUUAAUAACUAUUAAUGUAUUAUUUUGUUGAACUAUGAAUGUAUAUUUUAGGUUAAUAUGUUAAAAUUUACGAGUAUAGAGUUAACAUUCAAUUAAACUGCAUUGCCAUGCCAUCAAA